This is a messenger RNA of Priapulus caudatus, 1403 nucleotides long. Its product is annotated as mitochondrial carnitine/acylcarnitine carrier protein-like. Gene Ontology annotation, molecular function: O-acyl-L-carnitine transmembrane transporter activity. Bases 101 to 1003 code for a protein of 300 amino acids. The transcript has 7 exons. Gene Ontology annotation, cellular component: mitochondrial envelope. Lineage: Eukaryota; Metazoa; Priapulida; Priapulimorpha; Priapulimorphida; Priapulidae. The record is from RefSeq and is a predicted model, not a curated record. Gene Ontology annotation, biological process: mitochondrial transport; carnitine transmembrane transport.
GAAUCGCAAUGCAUAGUUUUUUUUGUGUGCAAGGGUGAAUCGGUGACAAAUAGCAAGUAACACAAAACCAGUAGUUAUAGUAGAAUUAGAAGCAAUCAAAAUGACAGAAACACCGACAGUUAGUCCUGUGAAGACCUUCUUGGCUGGUGGAUUUGGUGGCGUGUGCCUUGUUGGCGCUGGACAACCCUUAGACACAAUAAAAGUUCGUUUACAGACAAUGCCGGUGCCACCGGCUGGUCAAGCACCUAGGUUUACUGGAACACUUGACUGUGCUCUACAGACAAUUCGAAAUGAGGGCUUCUUUGGGCUUUACAAAGGAAUGGCAGCUCCGAUUGUAGGUGUCACUCCGAUGUACGCUGUCUGUUUCCUGGGUUUCGGCAUAGGAAAGAAGCUGCAGAUGAAGCAUCCAGAUGACGAACUAACGUACCCACAGCUGUUCGCAGCGGGAAUGCUUGCUGGCGUGUUCACCACUGCAAUAAUGGCGCCGGGCGAGCGAAUCAAGUGUUUGCUACAGAUCCAGCAGUCGGAGAAGGUGAAGAAAUACGCCGGUCCCAUUGAUGUGACCAAGCAGCUGUGGAAGGAGGGAGGAAUCAGAAGCCUGUACAGAGGAACUGCUGCCACUCUGCUGAGAGACGUUCCCGCGACGGGCACGUACUUCGUGACGUAUGAGUGGUUCCAGCACACGCUGACGCCGGAUGGACAGAGCCGCGCCGGUCUAUCUCCGCUGCGCAUCCUAUUCGCCGGCGGCAUGGCGGGCGUCUUCAACUGGGUGGUGGCGAUCGCUCCGGACGUACUCAAGUCCCGGCUGCAGACAGCUCCGCCCGGUAAAUACCCGAACGGGAUUCGGAGUGUCUUUGCGGAGAUGAUGCGUACGGAGGGGCCGCGGGGUCUCUUCAAGGGCCUGGGACCCGUCAUGCUGCGUGCGUUCCCCGCCAACGCCGCCUGCUUUCUCGGCUACGAGGUCGCCAUCAAGCUCCUCAACUACGUCGCGCCAAACUUGUAACGCACAGCGCCAUCUAGAGGAUCGCGAGAGAAACGCAGCGAUUAAUUUCGUGUUCUAAACGACGUUUCGGUGGAUCGCCGCGGUGUGCUGAUGGGCCAAUGCCGGGGAUCUUAAUUUAAUUUUGUAACGAAGAAGACAUUUUUUAUGUAAAUUAGUUGUUUGCGGUUCUGCCGGUGAGUAUGUGUGCGUGUGCACGCGUGCGUUUAAGAUAAAUGCAGUUAAAUUCGUCCAUUGCUAUUAUUAUUGUUACAAAUGAGGCAUUUAAUUACUGUGAGGGGUGUGAUGUGUCGGAAGAGAUCUAUAGAGUGCUAUGCUAUCAACGAGGAUGGCAUUACUGGGGCAGGAAAACUUGUUUGUACGUUUUGUGCAUAGAAUAAAAACACUGUGAUUUUCAGACAAA